Drosophila mojavensis is the source of this 2520-nucleotide messenger RNA. RefSeq lists its product as uncharacterized. Bases 260 to 844 code for a protein of 194 amino acids. NCBI's taxonomy places the organism in Eukaryota, Metazoa, Arthropoda, Insecta, Diptera, Drosophilidae. The record is from RefSeq and is a predicted model, not a curated record. The transcript has 3 exons.
UGUGCUCUUCUUAUUCUCUGCGAGAAGCGACGCGAAACGGCGCGACGCCACGAGCAAAGCGGCCAAACAACCAAAGCAACCCACGCAAAAGUUCAGUUUCUCAGUGUCGCUCAGUGUGAACGGGUUUCUCCGGGUCUGGUUAAAGCCAAAUAAAAACAAAUAACCGAAGAAAAAGAACUAUAUAUAUCGUAGAGCAAAGUGAUAAGGAUUUCCAGCUCAACUGCAGUCGAGUUACAAUAAAAAAUAUAAUCAUAAUAAAAUGUGGCGAAUGACGCAUCUCCUGCUGCUGGCACUCAGCCUUGGAUCUCUGUGGAUGUCAGCACACGCUGAGGAGAUGUCGAGCGACUAUGAGAAUGAGAACGAGAAUGACUAUGGGGAAGAUGAUUCAGCGCGCUCGCCGGGCAACUUGGCCAAGUCGACGGCGGCUCCACUGGUGCCCUUCUUCAACCAGAAGGCGGGCGUCGUGCACGUCGAUGCCAGUGCGAGCAAUGUGAAGAUCGACUGCCCAGUGAAGAACUACGAUGCCAAACACCAUGUGAUUCUCUGGUAUCGCGAGGAGACGCUGGUCGUGAACGGCAAUCAGUCGGUGAUCGACAUCUACAAGCUGGACAGCCCCUUCGUACUGCUUGCCCCCCUGGCCAAUGCAACGGGCCACAGCUUCCACUGUGAGGUGCUGCCGUCGGGUGUGCGGCGCGACAUCUCCGUCAAGCUGGCACCGACGCCACCCAGUCCUCCGCAGCCAAACGCGACGCCGGCUGGCCACAGCUCGGCGCCUCCAGCGCUCAGCUGGCCAACAGCUCUGAAAUGUCUCAUUCUCAGUAUACUUAUCCGUGCACAUUUCUAAGCCACAACAAAAUCCACACACAAUUAACUAAUGAAUGCACCACCGGCACCACCGGCACCACCUUGUACUUUUUCAACUGGCAAAAGGACUUACUGAACAGCGCACAAUCAAGGACGAGCUUGUAUCCAAAAUAGUUCAAUCUGAGCAAAUCUCUCGCAUUAGCCAAUGCCUUGGUUCCAUUCCCUCUCCCCAUCAGGUGGAGCUUGAAUGGAUUGCUUCUCCACUUAGGUGUUGCUUUAUUAAUCUAGAUUAGCCAUAAGAGAUUAUAUAUAUAUAUAAUCUGUAUAUAUGCGCCUAUAUACAAGUGUUGAACGAAUCUGCUUUAUUAUAUAUAUAUAUACACACAAAUAUAUGUGAAAUUGCUUAUCAAUUAUAGGAUCAAUAGCUGCUAGACGAAAAACCACAAAAAGUAUAUAGAAUUUACAAUUAACUAUGUUAUUAUUGAUCCGAUUCAGUUGCCUUAGCUAAGAGUUUGUUGUUUCCCUAUCAAAAUUCUAUAAAUAUGUUUUAUCUGAACUUUUCUUAACAAAGAAAUUUAACUUAAGUAACUAGCUUAAAACAUAAGAUUCCAGCAGUAACAAAUAGUUCAUAAUUUCAAUAGAUCUUUAUUUUAUAUACAAUAUAUUAUUUUUGUUAAAACUGUAUUGAAACAAAUGCAUAAAAUGUAAUAUUUCCAAGUGUCUUAAACCGAAUACAAAGAAGAAUAAAAAUAAUAAAAAAAUUUUUGAAAAUCGAAUUGGAGCUCUUCCCAUUUUGCAGCAGUGCAAUCAAUGCAGAAGCCGUUAAAAAUAAAUAAUAAUAAAAACUUCAAUUUCAGCCUUUCAUAAUGAGAGUUUCGUGAAAGAAAACCCACCCUUAGAGGGAACACGCUCAGAGUUCCAUAGAGUGCAUAGUGGAGCGAAUAGGGGCGACUGCACAAGUAAACACCCGCCGCGCUUGACAGAGACAGAGUCUGCCUCUCUCCCUCUCUGUCUGUCCUUUACUCUGUCACACAAGCAGCUGCAGUUUGUGGGUAGGAAUUCCGCAAUGUGCGCAGGACAUGCAGGCCAUAUGGCCUGGCAGGCAGGCAGGCAGGCAGGCAGCCAAGCACAAUGGGCCAGGGCAGAGCCAGGGUGGUGGAACCGACGCAAGCCAAGCGCGGCUCAAGAAACACGAAACUUCCUGCGGCAGUCGACAGCGGCACGGCGACCAGGACACAGCUCGAAACAAAUCUGUGCGGCACAUCAGAGAUAAACUACGACUACUUCUAACUGCUUAGGCCAGACUCGCACUCUCUUCAAAUGAUUCCCAGCACAGAAUGCAUUGACACAGCUCAGGCUGGCCUUGAGUCUCCCAGCAACAUGGGAGUCUGGAGCGAGCAGAGCCACUGCAACCAGCUGCAAACUGCCGCAGAGGUCUAUCGUCGCAUUUUGGAGCGCAUGCAGCGGGAAGCUGGCUGCCAGGACAACAGCAGUGCAGCACAUCCAUACGAAGAAGUCCUGAAACAAAUUUGGAUUGCGACUUUUACGGGCCACAACAUAUACUAUAGAGCGUAGCAAGAGCUUGUAAUGAAAGAUCAUAGAGUCUAUAGGCUGCUGUAUAUAUCUACAUAUCAAUUAAACAGUCUUUAAGCGUUAUAGUAUUAAAUUUAUCCUAAGCUGAACUGAAACCAAAUAAACUGUUGUUUUGAAAGAUAA